Messenger RNA from Rhea pennata, 2437 nucleotides. RefSeq names its product FAM20B glycosaminoglycan xylosylkinase (gene FAM20B). Gene Ontology annotation, cellular component: Golgi apparatus. Gene Ontology annotation, biological process: proteoglycan biosynthetic process. The record is from RefSeq and is a predicted model, not a curated record. The transcript is spliced from 8 exons. Gene Ontology annotation, molecular function: phosphotransferase activity, alcohol group as acceptor. The coding region runs from base 243 to 1472 and encodes 409 amino acids. Lineage: Eukaryota; Metazoa; Chordata; Aves; Rheiformes; Rheidae.
AGGGGCAUGGCGCCGGGCGGCACCAUGUUGGCGAGCUGGCGGCGGCGGCGGCGCCGGCCGGGGACAUGGAGCGUGGGCGCCGCGCGGGAGGAACCAGAAGAUGCUGCGGUGGCAAUAACUCUUUCUCAAUGCAAGUUAUGAAUGAAAUUCAUCAACUAACAUCUCACUCCUCACCCUGAUCUCCUAUAGACUUCCUGUAACGCUUGGAAGAAAGAGUCAGGGAGCAAGGGUUGAAUGUCACCAUGAAGCUAAAGCAGCGAGUUGUGCUGUUGGCCAUCCUCCUUGUUAUCUUCAUUUUCACAAAAGUUUUCCUCAUUGACAACUUGGACACCUCAGCUGCCAACCGUGAAGACCAGCGAGCCUUUCACCGUAUGAUGGCGAGCCUCCGUGUUGAACUAGACCCCCGACUUGACCAUACAUUGCAGUCCCCUUGGGAGAUUGCAGCCCAGUGGGUGGUGCCCCGGGAGGUGUAUCCUGAGGAGACACCUGAGCUGGGGGCUGUUAUGCAUGCCAUGUCGACAAAGAAAAUAAUAAAAGCUGAUGUGGGAUAUAAAGGGACCCAGCUGAAAGCUUUGCUGAUACUUGAAGGAGGACAGAAGGUAGUCUUCAAACCUAAGAGAUAUGCCAGGGACUAUGUUGUGGAAGGAGAGCCAUAUGCUGGAUAUGACAGACACAAUGCAGAAGUAGCAGCCUUUCACUUGGAUAGAAUCCUAGGUUUCCGACGAGCUCCAUUGGUGGUUGGCAGGUUUGUGAAUCUUCGUACAGAGAUCAAACCAGUUGCCACAGAGCAGCUUCUGGGUACCUUCAUGACUGCGGGUAAUAGCACUUGCUUCUAUGGGAAGUGCUACUAUUGUCGAGAAACAGAACCAGCUUGUGCGGAUGGAGAUAUCAUGGAAGGGUCAGUGACUCUUUGGCUACCGGAUGUUUGGCCUCUCCAGAAGCACCGUCACCCGUGGGGUAGGACUUACCGUGAAGGGAAACUUGCCAGGUGGGAGUAUGACGAAAGUUAUUGUGAUGCUGUGAAGAAGACUUCACCCUAUGAUUCAGGUCCUCGUCUUCUUGAUAUCAUUGACACUGCCAUCUUUGAUUAUUUGAUUGGGAAUGCUGACCGGCAUCACUAUGAGAGUUUCCAGGAUGAUGAAGGAGCCAGUAUGCUCAUCCUCCUAGAUAAUGCCAAGAGCUUUGGAAACCCUGCCCUGGAUGAAAGAAGCAUCCUUGCUCCUCUCUAUCAGUGCUGCAUCAUCCGGGUUUCUACCUGGAACAGACUCAAUUACCUGAAGAAUGGAGUGCUAAAGUCUGCCUUAAAAACUGCUAUGUCGCAUGACCCCAUCUCACCAGUGCUUUCCGAUGCUCAUCUGGAUGCCCUAGAUCAGCGACUCCUCAGCGUUCUGGCUACAGUGAAGCAGUGCACAGACCAGUUUGGGCCAGAUGUUGUGCUGGUGGAAGACAGGAUGACACUGUCUCAUUUGUAAUUGUAGUGGAACACAGAUGAAACUCCUUUAAAAAAAAAAAACAGAAACAAAAAACAAAAACCCAAAUCAUAGAAAAACAGCACAAUCAGUUCUAAAAGGCUGUGGCCAGGAUGAACUGAAAUGAACAGGAAAACUUCCAAGCCAGAGAAACAAAGGUGAUACUGGCUUUUACCUUGGGCUGACAGCCAUGAGAGGAAGUGGGAAGUCUUGAGCCUUGGACGGCUCAGUACCCAUAAUGGCAUUGUGGCCAUUGUGGUGUGUCCAUUGCCGGCAGUGGACAUUGCACUGGAAAAAAAUGGCUCUUGGUGUUGGUGGAAGUGUGUAGAAUACAGACACUAAUUUGUGGACUGAUUCUAGAGGGGGCAAAUGGAGAUGAACAGUGCAAUCCUUUCCCCUUCUCUUCCCCACAUAUACUCUUAGGAGUUUUUGUCUGAUUCAGGGUUGUAUAUAAUCAGCUAUGAGCUGGUUAGGCAUUUUACUGCUUCUCUAAAGAAAGAGGAAGUGGUGAAUAAAAUUAAUUAUUAGACUGAACAAUUGCACCCCCUCCAGGGGUGGGAUGUUCUUGUGAAUGCCGUUAGGUGUGAGAGAGGGGACCUCUGCUACUCAGUUGUCCUCUCCUUAAAAGUCUGGGACAGGGGUUUGCCUUGUACGUGAUAAUGCUUCAGUAUUAUCACUGAAGUCUUAUCAAAGAUUUAUCCACAGGGUUGGAGAUUGAGGGGAGGACAGGGUGGUUAAAAAGCACUUAAUCAUUAAGGGGUUAACCUAAGUUUCCAGGAGAAAUUUCCAUGUGUUCUAUCACUGUUUUCUGUUGAUAAGGAAUCUAGCAAGGUCUGAGUGUAGGAAAUCCCCUCCUUGCAGUCCUGUGUCCAUAUUAACCAAAUUUUUCUUAUAUUGUAGCUGAAAAGCAGGACAGAAUCUGUCCUUGGAAGCAGGUUCCAUUUAGCCAGGUUAUGCUGCUUACUGUA